Molecule: messenger RNA, 2785 nt
Organism: Patiria miniata (bat star)
Lineage: Eukaryota; Metazoa; Echinodermata; Asteroidea; Valvatida; Asterinidae
Product: germ cell-specific gene 1-like protein
Exons: 5
Coding region: 1130-2128 (332 amino acids)
Cellular component (GO): plasma membrane
Source: RefSeq, a predicted model, not a curated record
CAACCAAAACAUGAUGCAAUCGCCGCAUCACUGAAUUAUUCGCACUCAUCGAACGGCCGUCGAACGCAGGUAAAACGUCGUAAAGUCGACGUGUAGGUGAUGCUGAAGUACAUUGGUUUCUCAGCAUGCAACCGUAGUGCGCGCUGUAGUGGUUUUACCUGGCAUUUUCAUAAUCGAUCUCCAAGGCAUUUAGUGGAUGAGGGGGAAAAGUGUAGUCGCUUUGAGCCACUAUGUUCAAAAGAUGCAUUCAUGUUGCAAGCCAGGCGGUACUGCUAUACUGUUCAGGCACUGCGAGGGGAGCUUUUGGCGUUAUGGAGAGGGGAUCUGACUAUUAAACGGUGGGCAGGUCGGUGGGUGAUGGUUGAGCACUAUGUGGGGUUAUGCAACACUGCUCGCGCGUUGUCAGUGUAGCGCGCGUGGCCGCCCGUGCCUGACGGAAUGAGGAGACAGUGCCGUGGCAUCGACUGACGCGCUACUGCGACAUGGUAUACGAGCCAGGCUGUUGGCCUUAAUUCUCCCGGUGUGUGAUGUUCAAACAUGAACCUUCCCUUAUGCUGCCGUCCCCGUCGUGGUAUAAUAACCGUUAGUUGGACGGCCUGCCAUAGUCUAAUUCCCCUGACCUCGCCUUGACAUUGUUAUCCGGUGAUCCUUUUUACAGAAGAAGAUGAGCCUUCAAGUUCGGCUGGCUGACGAUGGAUGGUUUGGAGUUUACUUUGUCAAGAUCGGGAGGAUGUUUACACCGUGGCCGUGAGUUUACUCUCGUGAGGAUUGCCUAAAAUGUUUACAGCGAGUCGCUUCAUUCGAUAAGACCGUUUCAAUGUAACAGGAAACGUAUAAAUCUCGAGUUUGUUGCGCCUAGGAGACCAAACCUGUGCCUUUUAUACUUUGUACGACUACCCACCUGGUCACAGAAAUCGGCUGGUCGUUUCUCGAGCCCGGUUAAACCACUUUUCUUGUGCAACUUCAAGUAAGUUUUGUGAGUUGUGGUGGAGCUCGUUGCCGUGGUUCAAAGAAAGUGGCGUCGACAAACUCCAAUCACGUUUCUUCACCGCCCCCCUCAGGCGGCCCGCCGACGCAGCCGCAGCCGAGGCGGCCGCUGAGGAAACGGUUGAAGCCCCCGGCCUUAACCAUGGUCAUCCUGCGCUGCUUCCGCCUCAUCUGCAUCAGUGGGGUCGUGGUCAGCGCUAUCUCCUUCGUCCUGGGCACCCUGGCCAUAUCCACCGGCUCCUGGCUGCUGGCCCAGGGGAAGGUGCCCCCCAUGCAGUUCCCGGACAACCCGGUGCCGUCAGACCCGGUCAUCACCACUCCGGGAAACUUAUCCGAUGUCGGCACGAACAGCACGGACAACGCAACCACCACACCCACCGUCGCCACCAGUGCUUCAAUGACAGAACUGACCGCGACGACGGGCCAACCCACGGCCGAGGCAGCGACGCGAUCGACGGGGACGACGCCUCAGACGGAUGCCGGUGAAAAUGCAACCACCGCGAAUCCGGAACUUGAAAUGAACACAGUAUUAGCAACCAGUGGCCUUUGGCAUAUAUGUCAAGCAAACCUAGAGAACGGGGUCGUCGUAGGUGAUUGGGUGUGCUCCAACAUCAUCCACAACUUGGCUUCGAUGACAAAUACAAAACAAUUGACGAUUGUUGCGGCUCGAUCAGCGAAUCUCAUAUCAUCCUAUUGGGUCACGCCACCGUCUGAUCUAACAGUGUACAUAGAGACGUCCGGAGUGUAUUUUCAGUCCAUGUUGGCGUUUGAACUUAUCAGUGUGGCAGCAACGCUGGCGGGCUGCUGCAUAGCAACAAUCGCCAUCUACAAGAAACAGCCGUUGGCCGUCCUGGUAGCCGCAUUCACUAUGUUCUUUGCAGGAAUGUUCAUGUUAGUUGGUCACCUAAUGAUGCUCAGUAUCCACAAAGCCAAGAACGGCGAGACCACCGAAAAUAGCUGGUACUACGGCUGGUCCUUCAUCGUGGCCUGGCUGUCCUUCUGCCUGUGCCUGAUCUCCGGAAUCAUAAACUGUGUCGUGUACAGGAACUUCCGCAAGAUGUCGGAGGAAUUAACUGGGACGCCCUCUCGCGUCAAGUACGCCAACAGACCGCCGCCAGUCAGCCUCGGCUCCAGCAUUUGAAAGUGGCGUUCACAAUCUUUCGGUGGUGGAUUCAGAAUGACAUAAUCAAAAUACUUGUUCAUCUUUUCCCAUGGUUUUUAUAUCGAUUACGGCCUUCAAUAAUAUAAUCAAAGUAUGUGUUAGUUGUUUUCGGAUUAUCCAAUGGCGAUCGCGCCUCUCUUUCGGUAUAGGUUAUGUACAUAGAUUGGUUUGUUUUGAAAAUUGACAACACUGAUUUUUUAAUUAGCAAAAUUGUCCGUUUGAUGAACGAACUUUGAAAGACUUGAUUCAUGUCGACGGUUGGCGCCGAUAAACGGUUGACGCGGGCACCCCACCGCUUGCAGAACAGCUUGCAUGUCAUUCUUGGAACACGCAUGAGAAAGAGAGAGAAAAAAAACAAGAACCGAAAAUGACCGCUUAAGGCUUCCGUACAACUGAGCAAAAAUAGCUUGCCAGUGAGGGCGGUUUCGUCAACAGCCAUUAGUAGAAUUAUGAUGACGAAAUGUUAUGACACAACACAUUAUUUUGAGCUUCGGUGGACAAAGAUACAAUUCAGAUCCAUCGGCGGAUCUGUCGGCUUACAGUUAAGCAACGUUCAUAACAGGUCAGUCAUUAUUAUUAUUAAUCAUUUCUGGUAAUACACUGAGUAUACAGUGUUUAAACGUCGGUGAAGGGCAA